Eruca vesicaria subsp. sativa (arugula) is the source of this 1164-nucleotide messenger RNA. The record is from the annotation of a GenBank genome assembly. NCBI's taxonomy places the organism in Eukaryota, Viridiplantae, Streptophyta, Magnoliopsida, Brassicales, Brassicaceae.
AAACAAUCCUUCAUUAAAAAAAAAAAAUCGAAUUUUAAGGAGAUAUGGGUGUUGAUCGAUCAAUACUAUGCUCUUACUUCAUGGUCUUGAUAAUCUUCAGCUAUCGUCCCGUCUCCGUCAAAGGUCAGUUUUUAUCGGCAAGUUUCUAUUCCAAGGCGUGCCCUCUUGCAGAAUCGAUCGUCCAAGCAACCAUGAGAGCUACUUUCCUUUUACAACCAAGCAUCGCACCGGCCAUGCUAAAACUGCUCUAUGUUGACUGUUUCGUCCAAGGUUGUGAUGCCUCGGUGCUUAUCUCGGGACCUAACACCGAAAAAAUCGCAGAUGUAAACCUCAACCUUCGUGGGUUCGAAGUCAUUGAUGAGAUCAAAAAUCAAAUUGAGUCCGUUUGUCCUGGUGUUGUCUCGUGUGCCGACAUUUUAGCUUUAGCCGCUCGUGAAGCCGUUGUCCUCACGAAGGGACCGUACUGGGAAGUAAAACUAGGACGUAAAGAUGGAAAAGUUUCAUUGGCAGCCAAUGUCAAAAGUCUCCCGUCUCAGACUGACAUCACCGAGGCGCUCAUGAUAUUUGCUACUCACGGGCUUAACACUGAAGAUUUCGUUGCUCUCAUAGGAGCACACACAAUUGGAACUGCUGCUUGCACGUCAAUCAGGGAUAGGAUAGUAAGCAUCAACGGAAGCUUCAUUAAUUUGGGCAUCAACCCUAUACUCUUGCCGAUGCUGCAGCAGUCAUGUCCUAAAGGCGGGACUGGUUUGAGCCGCGUGGCUCUAGACAUCGGAAGUGAACUCGUCUUCGACACCUCCAUUUUCAAGAACAUACUCAAUGGAAGUGCAGUCCUCAAGACUGAUCAGGGCCUUGUGAAUAUUCCGACCAUUUACCGUAUGUUGCAGCAAUUCGUAACUACACAGAGGUUCAAGACGGUAUUUCAGAGGGCAAUGGUUAAAUUGAGUGAAAUCGAGGUGAAGACAGGGUUAAAUGGAGAGAUUCGACGAAAUUGUUCCAGGGUUAAUUAAUUAAACCUUUGAUUAAUCAGUGAUUGUGUUGUGUGGUGAUAAAAUUAGUAAUGUGGGUGGAACCUUGAAAGGAUGGAUCCUAAUGUAAAUCUCUUUCCUUUCUAAAAACUGUAAUCCCUUUGCUUUUCACAUUAUAUAUGAGUUUUUGUUACCU